Molecule: messenger RNA, 1288 nt
Organism: Nicotiana tabacum (common tobacco)
Lineage: Eukaryota; Viridiplantae; Streptophyta; Magnoliopsida; Solanales; Solanaceae
Source: RefSeq, a predicted model, not a curated record
UAGUGAAAGUCAAAAUGUCAAAACCAUUUUCCUCCUUCCUUAAGUUUGAACUAAUAUAAGAAGGAAAACCCAAAUAACCCGAAUAUUGCGCCGUAAUCGGACGCCGCACUUGUCGCCGUCGACGGAGAUCCAAAAUGAGGGCUGUAGUUCAGCGUGUUGUUUCAGCUAGUGUAGAGCAAUUUUGCAGGUAGAAGGGCGUAUAGUAUCAGCAAUCGGGCCGGGCUUGCUGGUUCUGGUCGGGCUUCAUGAAUCUGACGUUGACUCUGAUGCUGACUACAUAUGUCGCAAAGUGUUGAAUAUGAGACUGUUCCCAAAUGAGGAAACUGGAAAGACAUGGGAUCACAGUAAUCUUCAAGUUCUGCCAUGACUGAAGCUCCUUAACAUGGUAUCAGAGCUCGGUGCUCGAUCUCCUCAAGCUCAGCUGUGAGAGAACUUGAAUAAUCCAACUGUAUCGAAGCAUCAACCUUUCAUUGAUUUGAUCGAGCAAUUUCUCAACACAGAAAUCUCUCUGCUCAACCUAAAGUUUGGGAAUUUUUUAUUUUCUGGUUGAAUCGCGGUCAGAUCGUGUCUAAAUUUGUGUGGAUUUGAUAAAAUUGUGAAGAUCUCCGGUAAAGCAUUUGUUACUGUGAUAAUGUCGAUCAAUGAAGAGGUAGUUGGUUCUCCUGUUGCUGUUUCAAUGUCCACACCUACUACAAAACUUGUCGACCACAAUCACCCUCUCUACAUUCAUCCUUCCGAUACUCAAGGCUGUGUGCUCAUUUCUAUUCAACUUCAAGUGAGUCAGUUUACACUGUACGGGAUUUUGAAGGGAAACAAGCCGGAUUUUCACGUUGCAAUGCCUCCUGAGAAAGCAAAACCCUUCUAUGCCUCUUUGGUUGAGAAAUUUCAGAAAGCUUACAAACAGGAUGCAGUCAAAGAUGGUAUCUUUGGAGCAAUGAUGAAGGUCAACUUGGUUAAUGAUGGUCCUGUCACGAUGCAUCUUGAUUCAGCACAACCGUCAAAAUGAGACAUGAAACAAUUGAUGAAGUGAUUCCUAUGCGCUUUUGUAGCAGUUUGGAUGAUAAAUCUCAUAUCCUGAAAGCCAACAAGUGUUGGGUUAUUCAUUCAUAAAAAUUUUGUAACCUGAAAUCUCGAAAGGAGUCAAAAAGGGGGAAAAGAACAAUUUCUUCCCCUACCUUAACAAGAAAUGUAAAGAAAGUACCCAGGUGGAAUUUUAUUAUUCGCACAUGAUUAUACUCCAAACUCUUUCAUUUGGAUUUAAGUGUCAUGGAUAUGAACCUUCAGUUUA